GACCAAAAAUACAUUCCUCCAAAGGUGUUCGCCACCUUGGGAAACCUUUCGGUGACCGAGGUGCGCCUGGAGGCCGAAGAAGACAUGGGCAAGUACAACCAUUUGGUCAGGUACUACGAAGACCUCGGGUUCAAGCAGCUGGAAGGGUCGAAGGUGCGGUACGUGCACCACUUCGACCAGGUCUACCGCAAGAUACCGAUGAUUAGGCAAGUGUCGGCGCGGGCACAGCCCCGCUCUCGCCGCUCCCCUCGGCUCGUGGACAACGGCGGCUGGUUCUUGGUGGUGAGGCUGCAGACCCAGGCGGGCAGUUUCGUGCGCUCCACCGCCGACGGGGACGUCGUCUCUCCUGGGGCGCUUGACAACGCCUCCGCCACCACCAGCACCACCACGACCGCCGCCGCCCACGCCGCUGAUGGUGGCACAAAAAAAGAUGGUGAGAAUGCGGGGGAUUGUUGCAUGGGGCAUGGUUGGAGCUGUUCUGGUAGCGGGGUUGAGUCUGGUUCUGGUGCGUUGGCGGCGGCGGCGGCGGGCGGAGGAGCGGGAUCAGCGGCAGGAGAAGCCGCCACAGGUUGGGGCUCCUGCGGUGGCGGUGGCGGUUGUGCUGCACCCGUUGAGAAAGGUUUGGCAGCCACCGCAGCAACACCAACCGUUGCUGGCGGCGCCGUCGAAGAAUGGAGCGCCGGCGAGGGGGGAAUGGAAAGCGGCGGUAGCAGUAGCGGCGGUAGUGGUGGCUUGAGCACCAACGCUCCGGGGGGGGGAGGAGCGGCCGCAAUUGGGUGCGGUGCAGGUGGAGGUGGCGACGCAGUGGGCGGGGGCGGGGGCGUCUCGCAAGGACAAGGAAGCAGAUACAAGGGGGGGGGAGGGGCUGCUGCAGCAGUGGCCGGGAUAAGGGGCGGCAGCGGUGUGGGAAGCGAGAGCGGAAGCGGCGGGCGUCGAGGUCAAAAGGACGAAAGUGACAGCAUUCGAGGAGGAGGUAAGAGCAAGGGUCGGCGAGGGAGGGGCACGGACCACCUGUGGACGCUGAUGGUGCACGAGGUCCGCGGGAUCGUUUGCUUCGAGAGCGCUUACGGGAAGUACCUUUGCGUGGAGCCCGACGGCAAGGUGGUGGCCGACCGGCCGUGGGACAACUCGUGGGAGCAGUUCAAGCUGGAGAGGUUCGCCGACGUGCCCGCCGCCCCUUAUGAUGGACAUGACCCACCUGGAGUCAACAACGAGGGGGCAUCGUCGACGGCAUCAUCGACAUGGAUUUAGAGAAGGAGGAGAGCAAGGCUCUGGCGUUGAGAGUA
This is a messenger RNA of Ectocarpus sp. CCAP 1310/34, 1286 nucleotides long. The record is from the annotation of a GenBank genome assembly. NCBI's taxonomy places the organism in Eukaryota, Phaeophyceae, Ectocarpales, Ectocarpaceae.